AUGAUUAGAAAGAAACUUGAAAUUUUGAGAAGAGAAAGAACUAAAAAAAUGUAAAAUCUACUUCCUGCUCUCGUUGCAGAUAGAAUGGCCCCUUCAUUCUUUUAUUAUAUGUUUGAGCCUUAUGUUGAUUUUAAAAAAAUAGCAAAAUCAGAUACAGGUUAAGUGUAAUUUUCUACUCCUGAAAAUGCAAUAUCUAAGGGUAGAAGAUGUGCUGUAUAAGCUGCUCGUAAAUCUAAAGCAUUGUAAAUGAUGGGCAAUCAAUUAAAACUUACAGUAGAUGAAUAAAUUGAAUCAUAUACUAAGCCAGAAGAAAAGGGAAAUCCAAUAAAUUUUGAACCUUAUUCUCUUUAAAGAGCUGCUUUGUAUGAUAAAGGAUGCAUAACAUGUGGUGGUCCAAAUAUAAGUGUUACAUAUCAUGGAGAAAGACAUAUAUGUUUAAAGUGUAGAGAUCAUAUCACAACUCUAGAUGGAGAUCCUGUUGUUAUAUUCUAAGAUGAUGAUGGAGAAGUAUGCGUUGUUGGAAUCUCAGAUAAAAAAAAACUAUAUUUUGUUUAACUUGAUGAACUUAAAAUCAAUGGUUAUAGAUGCUAUGUUACAUUUAGUAAUGAAAAUGAAAUUAUUUGCUUGCUUCAUGAUUCUUUCAAUGAUAAAUCUAAAAAGACUUUACUUUCUCCUAGUGCUUUAUGGUAAGCAGAAAAAGAAGAUUAAAUUAGAAAACCUAAAGGCAAAAACUUUGUCAUUCUAAAUAAACAGCGUUUUCUUAAAUGA
Molecule: messenger RNA, 768 nt
Organism: Paramecium sonneborni
Lineage: Eukaryota; Ciliophora; Oligohymenophorea; Peniculida; Parameciidae
Source: the annotation of a GenBank genome assembly